GGUUCCCAUGACGUCAUCCCGAGCACAGCUGUAGCACCUGUUGUCUCGCGAGAUUCCACGAGAUGAUAAGUUGAAGAAACAUGGCGACGUCUAAUUUGUUAAAGAACAAGGGGUCCCUGCAGUUUGAGGACAAGUGGGAUCUGAUGCGCCCCAUCGUUCUCAAGCUGCUCAGACAGGAAGCCGUCACCAAGCAACAGUGGUUCGACUUGUUCUCAGAUGUCCAUGCUGUGUGUCUAUGGGAUGAUAAAGGACCAGCCAAAAUCCACCAAGCCCUCAAAGAGGACAUCCUAGACUUCAUCAAACAAGCACAGGCUCGGGUGCUGAGCCACCAGGACGACACAGCCCUGCUAAAGGCCUACAUCGUAGAGUGGAGGAAGUUCUUCACCCAGUGUGACAUCCUGCCCAAACCCUUCUGUCAGCUGGAGAUCACGCUCAUGGGCAAACAGGGCAGCAACAAGAAAACAAACAUGGAGGACAGCAUCGUACGCAAGCUGAUGUUGGACACGUGGAACGAGUCGAUCUUUUCCAACAUCAAGAGUCGCCUGCAGGACAGCGCCAUGAAGCUAGUGCACGCUGAGAGACAGGGGGAGGCCUUCGACUCCCAGCUCGUUAUAGGAGUACGAGAGUCGUACGUGAACCUGUGUUCUAACCCAGAGGACAAGCUGCAGAUCUACAGGGAUAACUUUGAGAAAGCCUACCUGGACUCCACAGAGAGGUUUUACAGAACACAGGCACCGUCCUACCUGCAACAGAACGGCGUCCAGAACUACAUGAAAUAUGCAGACGCGAAGCUGAGAGAAGAGGAGAAGAGAGCACUUAGAUAUCUAGAGACACGUCGUGAAUGUAACUCUGUUCAAGCUCUUAUGGAGUGUUGUGUGAACGCUCUGGUGACCUCGUUCAAAGAGACCAUCCUCGCCGAAUGUCCAGGGAUGAUCAAACGAAACGAGACAGACAAGCUGCACCUGAUGUUUUCACUGAUGGACAAGGUUCCCAGCGGGAUCGAGCCCAUGCUGAAAGAUUUGGAAGAACAUAUCGUCAAUGCUGGACUAGCAGACAUGGUGGCUGCUGCCGAGACUAUCACUAGCGACUCUGAGAAGUACGUGGAGCAGUUGUUGACUUUGUUUAAUCGCUUCAGUAAGCUGGUAAAGGAGGCCUUCCAUGACGACCCUCGCUUCCUCACAGCAAGAGAUAAGGCUUACAAGGCUGUUGUCAAUGACGCCACCAUCUUCAAACUGGAGUUGCCUCUGAAACAGAAAGGUGUGGGUAUGAAGACUCAGCCGGAGUCAAAGUGUCCUGAGCUGCUGGCGAACUACUGUGACAUGCUGCUGAGGAAAACUCCUCUCAGCAAGAAACUCACCUCGGAGGAAAUCGAGCUCAAACUCAAAGAAGUGCUCUUGGUGUUGAAGUACGUCCAGAAUAAAGACGUGUUCAUGCGUUACCACAAAGCUCACCUGACCAGGCGCCUGAUUCUGGACAUUUCAGCCGAUAGCGAAAUUGAAGAGAACAUGGUGGAGUGGCUGAGAGAAGUAGGAAUGCCUGCUGAUUAUGUGAACAAGCUGGCCAGGAUGUUUCAGGACAUCAAGGUCUCAGAGGACCUCAAUCAGGUCUUCAAAGAGAUGCACAAACACAACAAGCUGGCACUGCCAGCGGACAGUGUGAACAUUAAGAUCCUGAACGCCGGGGCGUGGUCACGAAGCAGUGAGAAGGUUUUUGUCUCGCUGCCCACGGAGCUGGAGGACCUGAUCCCUGAGGUGGAAGACUUCUACAAGAGGAAUCACAGCGGUCGCAAACUCCACUGGCAUCACCUCAUGUCCAACGGCAUUAUCACCCUUAAAAACGAUGUGGGGCAGUACGACCUGGAGGUGACGACGUUCCAGCUGGCGGUGUUGUUCGCCUGGAACCAGAGACCCAGAGAGAGAAUCAGCUUUGAGAACCUCAAACUGGCCACCGAGCUGCCUGACGCAGAGCUCCGCCGUACACUCUGGUCUCUAGUGGCCUUCCCCAAGCUGAAGAGACAGGUGUUGUCGUAUGACCCUCCAGUUAGCUCGCCUAAAGAUUUCACAGACAGCACGCUCUUCUACGUCAACCAGGAGUUCUCACUCAUCAAAAACUCCAAAGUCCAGAAGCGUGGAAAGAUCAAUCUGAUUGGUCGUCUGCAGCUGACCACAGAGCGAAUGAGAGAAGAGGAGAAUGAAGGAAUCGUUCAGCUCAGAAUACUCAGAACUCAGGAGGCCAUCAUCCAGAUCAUGAAGAUGAGGAAGAGGAUCAGCAACGCCCAGCUGCAGACGGAGCUGGUGGAGAUCCUGAAGAACAUGUUUCUGCCUCAGAAGAAGAUGAUCAAGGAGCAGAUCGAGUGGCUCAUCGAACACAAGUACAUAAAGAGGGACGAGACAGACAUCAACACCUUCCUCUACAUGGCCUAGGCAGCGAGGGAGAGAGGGAGCGCUUUCUUGCUCUGUUUUUUUACUUCUGGCCUGCAACCGGCGCUUUAAAACCCUGCGAGAGGAGAAGGAACAAAAGGAUGUGUGAAGACGACGACAGGGGGUGGUGAGAAGAAGGGAGCUCGUCGAAGGACGAGGAAGAGCCGUUUCAACAAAAGUGUGGAUAUUUAUUCGUGUUUGUGAGACGCCAGUGUGUCAUGGAGGUGAGAGUCGAGUCAUAGGACUGUCUGUUUGUCUCCGCUGCCCUCUAGUGUCGAUCAGAGGACAGAGACACAGCAGCUGAGAUGAAAAUAAAUAGUGACUGAUAAUUCAAUUAAAUACUUCCUGCCUUACUUUGUCAGCGACGGACUGCAGAGGAGGAGCUGUGAGGAGGAGACAAAUGUAACAAGCUGAUAUCAAUCCUUUGCUUUCACUUAAUGCCACAGCUGCCAUCUUAGCGGCAGCCAUUUUGCAUCCCUCCUCUUCUACAUUUGUCUUAUUUUUGAACUGGGAAUGCAAAAAAAGCCGCAAGUGAAAGCUGCCAUUGAGGAGACGGAUGAAGAGAUUAGUUGAAACUACCGAGGAGUAUUUUGCCAAAUUGUGUGUGUGUGUGUGUGUGUGUGUGUGUGUGUGUGUGUGUUUGGGUGCAUGGUGUGUAUCUGGUCUUUUAGAUGUGUGUAUGUGUGUGUGCACUUUUCAACAGCAUGCUGCUCUUUGGUUUUUGUUUGUUUGUUUGUUUAUUGGAGGAUCUGUCACACUUUGUGGUUGUGUCUGAGAAGGUUGGGAAAUCAAGACCAGCCCCCUUUUUAAAUGCUGAUAUUUAGUUUUUCUUUUUGCCUCCUGUGGCAGCCGCUAAUAUUUGUCAACAGGAAAGCAAGUGUUGUCUGGAGAACCCUCUUAAUUAUCAUACUGCAAACUGUUUGGUGUGUAAAGAUCAGUGCUCUGAACAGAUUAGAGACCAGCUGAUUGCAUCAAAGAGGCUGUAAAAGACAGUAAAAUAGAAACACAAAUACUUACUUAGACUAGAUUGUAGCUCCAUUACUGAAUUUUCACCUCAUUCUUUGCACAAUGUCAGUACCAGGAAAAUGCUGUUAAACUAAAACAACAGACAUUUAUUUCAUUAAGUUUUAAAAUGAAAGAGCUGCUGUGUUUUGGGGGUCUUUUCCCCCCAAGGAGGACAUUAUCUGAGCUAUUAAUUAUAGAGUUCACAUAGCCAUCAUGAUGUGUGUGUGUGUGUGUGUGUGUGUGUGUGUGUGUGUGUGUGUGUGUGUGUGUGUGUGUGUGUGUGUGUGUGUGUGUGUGUGUGUGUGUGUGUGUGUGUGUGUGUGUGUGUGUGUGUGUGUGUGUGUGUGUGUGUGUGUGUGUGUGUUGCCCUCUCUUCUCCCUUUCUGCCCAAACUCUCAGAUCCGACAGAUUCUCAUUCAUAUCAACACACAUCAACAUAUCAACCGUGGUUUUAAUUGUGUUGACGAUGAUAACGAUGUUGAAGCUAUACAUUACACAAUCAGUGCUUUCCUCUGAAGGAUCACUUCAGACUUAUUACUUUGAUUUGACUCUCGAAGGCCACAUGUGCAUGUAGUGGGUGUUGUGGAGUCCAGUCCGCUGUAAGAAAUAGAGAGAUACUCAUUCCAACAUUCAGCUGAUGUGAUGCUGCAGAAGUCAGUCUGUCUCUUUAGUACUAAAUUCCAUCUGUGUGUGUUCUGCUGGUGUUACAAUAUAUUUUGUGACCUGUCAGAUUCUGUGACCUUAUUGGGAGUUCCAGCUAUAGAGAGGCGAAAUCCCGCCCUUCCAGUGGACCCCAUGGGACCUUAUUUCGGAAAAAAUAUAUACGGUAGUCAACGGAGAGAGGCAAAUAUAUAUAUAUAUAUAUAUAUAUAUAUAUAUAUAUAUACUGUAUAUAUGUAUUUUUUUUUUCCCAUUUGAAUUGCAUCAUGAAUCACACAUAUGAUGUCUCACUUCCACACUUUUGGGUGUUCUAAUUACGUAUUUUCACAGUCUGAUACUUCAACAGUUUUACAACAAACUGAGACUUUCUUGACUUACAAAAUCAUCUUUUAAAUUGACAAACAUCAUAUGUGUGAUUCAUGGCGCAAUUCAAACGGGAUCAAAAUAAAUAUUUGUCUUGAGUACCUUUCAUAGUUUUUCCUAAAUAAGGUCCCAUGAUGGUCCACCGGAAGGGGCAGGACUUCGCCUCUCUAUUAGCUAAUAGCACUUUUCUACGAUGACGUAUAAGGAGCAUUGUAGGUAAAAAGAAAAUUAAUAAUAACGAACCUUGGGAGGGGGGUAAUACUCCAAGAAAAAACUCUGAAUAUCUGAGAUUAAAGUUGUAAAUUGCCGUGCCGUGCAUGGUUAGCACUUUCGCCCCACAGCAUGUGUGGAGUUUGCAUGUUCCGGUUUCCUCCGGGUUCUCUGGUUUCGUCAGUCUUCGUGCAUCAGGAAGGGCAUGCCACGUAAAACACAUGCCAAAUCAAAUACGUGGAUCAUUAAAUCAAAUACCGGAUCAGUCGAGGACCGGGUUACCACCUAGAUGGAAACAGAUGAUCCGCUGUGGCGACCUCUAGCGGGAGCAGCCCAAAGAGGAAGAAUCUCAGAAAAUAUCUGAGUUUUGUCUUGUAAAUUUACGACUUUAAUCUCUGAAAUUUUGCGUUUUUUCUCGUAAUAUUACACUCCUCUACAAUGCCACCAAUACGUCCUCUUACUUUUCUACCUCUCAGACAACCUGCUCUGCCUCCUGAGCCACAGCCGUCCAGGGUCACAUGUCUUGUUAGCUGUUACGUAAAACACUGACCUCAUUGUUGUUGCAUAGUUUGACCUUUAUUUGCUCGCUGUAACGGCAGGAACUGGUGGUCAGUAGUGUGUAGUAGAGCCAGUGUUAACGUUUCACAAAUGUCGACCAAGAAGUAACAAGAAAGUGCAGUACAGAAAUGCAAAAGAUAUUUUUUGGAAGUAAUUUAAAAACAAUGCCUCCAUUACAUGUAGUUUCUCCACCAGAGAGCAGAAACUCAUUUUUCAAAUGUAAAAUAUCCAGAAAUAAUUAUCUUUAAAUACUUUCUAAAAAAAUAAGAAAAGAAAAUCAUCUGAAGUGGGACGUCAGCUUCAGCUGAAUGUUGGAUGAAGUCCUAACGAGAACCAGUAUGGAGGAUGAGUUACUGGGACUGAGAGAGUGUUCAAUCAGACUUUAAUUAAUAUCUAAAAAACAUGGAAAAUUAUACUCUUAUAGAAUGAUUUCUGGCAUGAAGCUGAAUCACUGUGGGAUUAUAUUUAAUGCAUUACAGUUUAAAAUGAAUAAUGGAAACUUGAUUCUAAACACUCACCAUGUGACAAAUGACCUUCAUGUAACAUAUUUCUUAAUUUUGGAUUUAAUUAUCAGUCGGGUAGUCAAGGCAGACUGAAGUGAAGAAUAGCCAGUAGGAAAUGAAGACGUUGCUUUCGUUUCCUUUAACAGCUUUUAUUCUUGAGAGCUUCGCACAUUUCUAUUGGUUCCAAAUUCUCUACAGAAAAAUUUCCAGCAUUAAAUUUUAGUUUUCUUUCAGAGGUGGUUAUAGGGAGUUGAUGGGAAGUGGAGCUCCUCCAGUGGCUGAACGGCUAUUAAAAACAUAUUUGAAAGAAAUACUGUAGUCAAACCAACGUCGCACAGUGGAUUUCUACACUUGCUGAGUUGCAUCACUGCAUUCUUGCUGCUGCUCAGACAUUUAAUAUAUUUUAGGUUUUAAAUAAUUCCCACAGCAGCUCCCCUCAUGUUCAGGGUGAAUCUGCUGCAGAAACUACCCACUGAGCAAUAGAUGUCUUUUCAACAUCACCUCUUUGCUUUAGCGCUGAUAGAGACCACAGGAUUUAUUGGCCACACAUAGCCUGGUUUUAGACCAUAUUUUAAAAACAAAAUUACAUAUUUUUUAAAUGCAAAACCUGUUUACAGUAUAACUGUAUAUGUUUAUACACAGAUUCACAGAUUGAAACAAUGCCUAGGCUAAGACUAGAUGUCUACUAAACUUAAUGAAUAACCUUAAUCUAAACUAAACGUCUACAGACAAAAUGAGAUCCUGUGAGCAGUGAGGAAGAGGAAAGACAACAGUGAGUGUGUGGGAUUGAAUUGUUUUUAUAUUUAUUCUAUAUUUAUGAAGAAUGUUACUUUCUUUGUCAUUUGAAAUGUUUUUGUUUUCUUUUCCAUGUUUUGUUUCUGGAAAGAUGUUUUCUUAGCGUACAUUCAUAGAGCUCACACAGUAUUUAUUUACUGCAACGCUCUCUAAUCUCAUCUAAUGAUUGGAUUCGUAUCUGCUGUUUGUCAAAAUGCUGAAAUAUAUUUUCACUUUCUGUUACUACAAGACCAGGAUGUUGGUAAUAAUCACAUUUACAUUUUACACAAGAGUUGUCUUGUUAUUAGCAAUUCUUUUUCUGAAUGUGGUGAAGCUUUUUUUCUUCUGAGAUGAAACAAACUCCCCAAGUCAAUCACAUUAUGCAGUUUCCUUCUCUAUGCACAGAUCUGGCUCAGUUAGUAUUUUGCAGAUGAUCUCCUGUUGUUAUACUUUUAAACCAUCCUUGAGUACACCGAGUACAGUGAAAGUACAGUGAAAUGAGUCCCAGUAAAUCACAUUCAUUCUUUCUGCAAUCAACAACUUAUUUAACAGCGUUAACACGGUGAGCUCCACUCAUUUGAUCUUCCCCAGCAAAUCUAAAGAAAUGCUAAAAAUAAUCUGCGUAUGUAUUAUCUCAUCUACCCAAAAAAACAGUGACUGAUAUGCUGCAGGUGAUGUAUCUUGUACUCCUUGGGCCGUUUUGUUGUUUGGUUUUAUUUUUCUUCUCCAUCAAAGAGCGAAGAGUUUAACAAUCGUACAGGGAGUCAUUUGUCACACAAACACAAGAGUGCACAACCACAGAGUCUACACUGUGGUCACAAGUUUAUAUGUCUACAUCCUGACAACCAAAUGUGAUUGAAAGCAGCAGAAUGAAAGCAUAAGGCAUUCUGGGAAAUGUAGGUUAAAAACUGAACCUUAUAGGCGUCAUAAAAACAGACUUCAUGGCAGAACGGUUGUUUUAGAUUUCACCAGUCUGUACAGGUGUACCUAAUAAAGUGGCCACCGAGGAUAUGUUACUGAGUUAUGGGUUCUUUUUUUCUGGUAUUGACUAAACUAAUAUGUCACUAUUUUAAUUUUUUGUAGUUUGGUCAUCAUAUUGAAUGAUGCCCUCAUCCACAACUGCUUCCUGUCUACAGCAAAACUGUAAGAAACCCAGUAUGUGUGAGCCGACUGUACAGCUCUCAGACCAGAGCUUUAGACAAACUGCACAGAACUAACUAUUUAAAAAGGUCACUUCCCUCCAUGGUAACUUAUAUUGAAAUACAGGUAUAGGUUUUAUUUUACUGCCCUUUAUAUUAGACAUUCUGUGUUAUGAUGAACAACAGCUGAAUGUGUUCUAUUUUGUCCAAUCAAUAAUCAGUAUUAGAGCGGAAACCUUUCCGUAGACUUCUGGUUUAACUUCAGUCGAGCUUAAAGGAGUUGAAAGUGUUUGUUAGCCUGUGGAGCGGGCUGUGGUUGCCAUGGUGUUUUUCUCGUUGGAUACCUUCUACCCGCCCACCCAUCAGCUUUGACUGCACAGGUGGGCAGACUUACCUGUAGCCUUGCAUAAUGACAACACUUGAACUAAACACAAUCAGUCACAGCCUAAACCAGCUGAAUGUUUGCCACUGCAUCAAGUAAAGAUAUUAAAAAAAACGUGUUGUUUGGAGAAUGGGAGGAGAGUGGUUCAACUACUUUCAUGUGCGCUGUUUGUUUUGCUUGUUUCAAAUAUUUUUUAAAGUUGAAUAAUUUAUUUCCUGGCAAAAUAAAGCUGUAAACAACUAUAAA
Sebastes umbrosus (honeycomb rockfish) is the source of this 8260-nucleotide messenger RNA. RefSeq names its product cullin-5-like. The record is from RefSeq and is a predicted model, not a curated record. Gene Ontology annotation, molecular function: ubiquitin protein ligase binding. The transcript is spliced from 19 exons. NCBI's taxonomy places the organism in Eukaryota, Metazoa, Chordata, Actinopteri, Perciformes, Sebastidae. Gene Ontology annotation, biological process: protein ubiquitination; SCF-dependent proteasomal ubiquitin-dependent protein catabolic process. The coding region runs from base 81 to 2423 and encodes 780 amino acids. Gene Ontology annotation, cellular component: Cul5-RING ubiquitin ligase complex; SCF ubiquitin ligase complex.